Molecule: messenger RNA, 2328 nt
Organism: Oncorhynchus tshawytscha (Chinook salmon)
Lineage: Eukaryota; Metazoa; Chordata; Actinopteri; Salmoniformes; Salmonidae
Product: zinc finger protein ubi-d4
Exons: 12
Coding region: 175-1365 (396 amino acids)
Biological process (GO): nervous system development
Cellular component (GO): nBAF complex
Source: RefSeq, a predicted model, not a curated record
AAAAAUGAUUGCGCAUGCGCAACCUUUCACGGCAAAGCGGACCAAGAUGGCGGCUGUUGUUGAAAAUGUUGUAAAACUUAUACACAGGCAGUGUGUUUCCUGGUGCUAACUUGUCCCUGGCUGUUCCUCUCGGUGUGUGGGUGAAGGCUGGGAGAGCAGUGCUACAGAGAUGCCAUGGAGCAAUGCCAUAACUACAACGCCCGGCUAUGUGCCGAGAGGAGUGUCCGAAUGCCCUUCCUGGACUCUCAGACUGGAGUGGCGCAGAGCAACUGUUACAUUUGGAUGGAGAAGAGACACAGGGGACCAGGAGUGACUCCAGGACAGCUGUACACCUACCCAUCCCGCAGGUGGAGGAAGAAACGACGAGCCCUCCCCCCAGAGGAUCCCCGGCUGGUCUUCCCCCCUCUAAAGUCAGAACUGGACUUGGGUUUUAAGAAGGAUGCCCUGUCAUCAUCUGAUGGCAGCAGUCUGGAAGCUCUGCUGAAGGGGGAACCCCUGGACAAACGGGGUCCUCCGGAUUUCCAUGAGGCAGAAGAGGAGUCCAGUCUAGCAGACUAUACUUGUGGGGGAGUCACCCCUGCAGCACGCGUCAGAAAGAGAGUCCUGGAGCCAGAUGACUUCCUGGAUGACUUGGAGGAUGAGGACUAUGAGGAGGACACCCCCAAAAGAAGAGGCAAAGGAAAGGGAAAGGGUCGUGGAGUGAGCAGUGCCAAGAAGAAGCUGGAUGCUGCGGUGGCUACACUGGAGGACAAGGACAAGCCUUACUCCUGUGACAACACUUUCAGACAAAAGCAUAUUUCACAACCUUCUGGACGAGUCUGUGGGAAGCGUUACAAGAACCGUCCGGGCCUGAGCUACCACUACGCCCACUCCCACCUGGCUGAGGAGGAGGGAGGGGACAAGGAGGAGCCUGAGGUCCACACCCCCACCCCGCCCCAGCCUGAGGAGCCCAAGACACCCAAGAAAGGUCCAGACGGUUUGGCGAUACCCAAUAUCUACUGUGACUUCUGCCUCGGGGACUCAGCCCUCAACCAGAAGACGGGCCAGUCAGAGGGGCUGCAGUCCUGCUCAGACUGUGGACGUUCAGGCCACCCGUCCUGCCUGCAGUUCACCCCUGUGAUGAUGGCUGCAGUUAAGACCUACCGCUGGCAGUGCAUCGAAUGCAAGUGCUGCAACAUCUGUGGCACCUCAGAGAACGACGACCAGCUUCUCUUCUGUGAUGACUGUGAUAGAGGCUAUCACAUGUACUGUCUCCGCCCCCCUAUGGCUGAACCUCCAGAAGGGAGCUGGAGCUGCCAUCUGUGUCUGGACCUGUUGAAAGACAAGGCGUCCAUAUACCGGACACCUAAUGCCCCUCCGUUGUGAUGGACCCCCACCCUCUCACAGGUUCUCAAUCACUGGUCAGCAGAGAGGAGUGGGUGGGACAGAUGUCUUGUGAAAAGGGAAGCAUACCUUACCAACCCCCCUUCUGAAACAGGCCUCGAGGAAGCAUACCUUACCAACCCCCCUUCUGAAACAGGCCUCGGGAAGCAUACCUCACCAACCCCCUUCUGAAACAGGCCUCGGGGAUGCAUACCUUACCAACCCCCUUCUGAAACAGGCCUCGGGAAGCAUACCUUACCAGCCCCUUGCUGAAAAAGGCCUCGGUUUGGAAGGGAAACACCUUACCAAGCCCGUUCUGAAACAGGCCUCGGGAAGCAUACCUUACCAACCCCCUUCUGAAACAGGCCUCAGGGAAGCAUACCUUACCAACCCCCUUCUGAAACAGGCCUCGGGAAGCAUACCUUACCAGCCCCCUUCUGAAACAGGCCUCGGGAAGCAUACCUUACCAACCCCUUCUGAAACAGGCCUCGGGAAGCAUACCUCACCAACCCCCUUCUGAAACAGGCCUCGGGGAAGCAUACCUCACCAACCCCCCUUCUGAAACAGGCCUCGGGGAAGCACACCUCACCAACCCCCCUUCUGAUACAGGCCUCGGGAAGCAUACCUUACCAGCCCUGUGCUGAAAAAGGUCUUGGUUUGGUUCUUAUAUGGCUGUUACACAGUUCCAAGCUCAAGUGACCCAUAGGCUUUUGUUUUCAACUAUUUGUCAAUAUAUCAAACACAAUGUAUCAAUUUCCUGAACUUGACAAUAGAUGAAGUUUGUUUGAGUGACUUAAACCGCUUUUGCCAGCCAAAAUACCUGAACACAGUCUCACAUACAGUUCAUGCACACCACUGCUCAGAUCCUACUUUUAUUCGGCAAAAUAUCAGUUUUGCAUGUAGAGGAGAUAGUUUGAGUCAAUUAGCAUGCCAAUGCGUGUUCAUAAUAAAAACAUGUGCAAAGGU